UCUUCUUCUUCUUCUAUGCAGCAUCAGCUUCAGCAGCAGCAGCAUGAUCUUACAAGAAUAAUAUCACAAACAUGGGAAGAAGAAGAAGAACAUCAACAUCAUCACCAUCCCCUAAUCUUAUCAUCAUCAUCUUCCCAUAAUCCUCCUGCUGCCUAUAAUAAUAAUAAUAAUCCAAUAAGCAAUGAGAUGUUGGAAUUAUGGCUUGAAAACCCAACAUCAGUCCAUUGGCAACAACAUCCUCCUCCUGUCCCUGCCAAGGAUAUGGUCAAACCGAGGAUAAGGUGGACGCCUGAACUGCACCAGAUUUUCUUAGAUUCUAUUCAUCAACUCGGCGGACAUACAAAGGCAACUCCUAAAGGUAUACUCAAGGUCAUGAAUGUUAAAAAUUUAAGCAUCAACAAUAUCAAGAGUCAUUUGCAGAAAUUCCGCCUUAAUAUGAAUCUAGUAGAGUCCAAUCAAACUCAUUAUACAAACACCAAAUUCGAAAAUCAUCAGCAGCAAGACGAAUGUAUACAACAACAACAAGAACAGUUAAUCGGUACCAACAACACUCCUUUGAGAAGGGAGAAUGCGGUAACACAGGCUUUGUUAAAUCAACUCGAGUUCCAGAAACAGCUCCACGAGCAGCUUAAGGUACAAAGAGAGCUUCAGAUGAGAAUAGAGAAGCAUGGGGAGUAUCUAAAGAAGAUCGUUGAAGAACAACAACAACAAAAUGGACAAUAAAUAGAUUUUAUAUUUUGUAAUAAAUAAUCUCAACUUCAUAUAAUUAAUGAAUUUGCUUCUA
Messenger RNA from Impatiens glandulifera, 784 nucleotides. RefSeq names its product protein PHOSPHATE STARVATION RESPONSE 3-like. The record is from RefSeq and is a predicted model, not a curated record. The transcript is spliced from 5 exons. The coding region runs from base 16 to 723 and encodes 235 amino acids. Gene Ontology annotation, molecular function: DNA binding; DNA-binding transcription factor activity. Lineage: Eukaryota; Viridiplantae; Streptophyta; Magnoliopsida; Ericales; Balsaminaceae.